CGCUGAGAGCGCAGAAUGAAAGCGGAGCGAAAUCGUGUUAGUAAACACAAACGUGUUGAAGUGUGAAGACGGAUUAAAACAACACAGACAAAGUAUACGGAAUAAAAAACACAAUUGACAGACACAUUCACGCACGGGGGGCAGUUUUUGGUUCGGCUGAUGGAGGAUGAUGAAGAGGAGCAGCUUCGUGAAUCACCACUGAGAAACCAGAGCACAGAGAACAGAGUCGCCCCUCGUGGACCGAUUCGAAGCAGACACGGACGGCUUGAAAACAGAUCCACGCAGACUUUAAAUUCAGCGAGAGCUGGAGAUAUGGCACCCUUUCAGGGGUCUGAUAGAGACGCACCAUCUCACUGUGGAGAUAUGGAGGUCAGGACUGCACUAAGAGCUCAUUGUGAAAUCGCAUCGGUUAUGGCGGCCCCAGGGGAGCCCAGAGCACUUUUUCACGGCAAUGCCGGGUUUCGAGUACACUUCCCUGCCCUUUUCGAACACGUCCCGGAUGGCGCACCGCGCUCGGAAGAGGGGCGGGUGGAGGAAAGGAGGCCAGAUGAUAAAGAGGAGGAAAACAGCGUGGAGAUUCAGAUCGGACGUAAAUUACGGGAAAUGGGCGAUGGGUUUCAGCACGAACAUCUUCAGCUGUUCACUCGGCAUCAAAGAGGUCAGUUGGGUUUAAUCCAGCUAGUGACGACACUGUACAACUUCCUGUUUCCACGAGGAGACCAGCAGAGAUGAACGACCACAUCUUUUCAGGACUUAGAUGAGUUUUACAAACCACUGAUCUGGAUUACACGGCUCCGAAACAGUUGCAUACGAAACAGUGGAAAGUUGCUGCUGGUCGGAGACUUUUCUGCUUUUCAAAGAAGUCAUCCUGGAGCGCCGUCUUUUAUCCUGCAGGAUGCCUAUCAACAUUGAGGUCUCAACAUUCUUUCCUUAUGGUUUCCCAAUUUUUUUCCACUUAUCAGCGGAUGCCUUAACAAACUCUCAGAAGACACCUGCUUCACUAGACAGUGAGAUACACAGUAAAGUGUUUGCCGACGUCUACUGAACUCAACAGUGCUGGUCGACCACGACUUGUGCUUGCUUCACUUCCCUUUGCUUGGCUGUCAUAUCAGUGUUAUUUUGGAUGGAGUUCACAGAUGUUUGACAUCUCAACCAGAGGCCAGUAAUUGUUUCAUAAAGGACCAACGCACAGAACUGAAAAGACAAGUUUUACUACCUGAAUAUCAAUCUUAAGCCAUUUCUGAGAACAAGAAAGAGAGAAAUAUGAAUUUUGUUAUUAAAAUGAAUAUAUGUCGGUCUUUGCUAAAGAGGACGCUUUUUCAUUAAGGGUGAACGCACCACAUGACUCAAUUUACAGAUGAAAAAUCUGUAAAGUUUUUAAACUUAUGAAUUUGCCUUAAUGAAGUCCUCUGUUUUCUUCAGCACUGCAUUUCUAUUAUGCUGUUUUAUAUCAGACCUUGACAUAUAUCAAUGAAAUGAAUUUCUCUCAGGCACUGAGGUAUUAGUUUAGAUAUCAGUGUUUUGAACCAUUGUUUAUUCAUUGACCCUUUGCUAUGCCUCCCAAAUAUGUUACUGACCAAUACAAUAGCAACCGCUUUUGCUACUUUUUUUCUAAAGUAGAUCCUGCUUUUUAAGAUUUAUGUUUUAAACACAAUUUACUGUUUUUGGGAUGUUUUGUGAAGCUUAUGCAGGGUACAAGGCUUAGCAAAGGGUCAGUUUUGGAUAACCAAGAGUUUUAAAAACACCAAACCGCCAGUUUCCGUGCGAUAAAUGCAAUCAUAAUGUCAGAUUAAAAUGUAUAUGUUUGUAAAUAAUAUUGCACUGGAUAUUAUAAAGAGCUUUUUAUAACUAUAAAUGUGAGGGAAAGUAUCCUCAUCUGAAACGAGGACUAUAAUGAACUCAGAGGUGUAGAUUUCUUUUAUAAGCGCCCAGUGAUACGGCCGUGCUUGGUUUAUGAUCUGGUGUCGUUGUUGAUAUUUUAGAGUUUGUAUAUGAUAAGUAAUUAUUUAUUUUCCAAAUAUCUAUGUAAAGCGAAAUGCAUAUAAAUAUGAGAUUAGAUUAAGUCAUGGCUCCAUUUCCUAUUUCUUAAAUGCUUUUUUGUGGUCCAAUCUACUACUGAGGUGCCUGUACUUUGCAGUUUACAACUUUAUAUUGUUAACUUGUGCAUUAUUGGAAACAUUCACACGGUUUAUGACUAAAUUAAUGUUGUCACGCCUGAACAGACAAACAUUACUUUCCACAGCAUUUCUUUCGAUUUCAGACCAGUAGGUUUCCUGAAAACAUUUCUUGUAGGUUAUUUCCAGUCUGUGAUAUAUUACUGUCUUCUUGUUCUUUUGACGGGUGUGCCUGUAAUGCUCGUGCGUUUGUAUCAACAACACUUGCAGACAAUCAAACAACUGAAGGUGCCUUAGAACAGCAGGCAGACGAUGAAGAUUCAGACCAUCAUCACUCUGGGCUUCAUUCAAAAAUACUUCAAAGCGUUGGAAGCGUUUCUUUGGGGCAGAAACCUGAAAAGUGAAAUGACUUUCACCUACACAACAGGGAACUUGUGCGUGAUUUAUGCAUGCGCAGUCUUCACAAGUAACGCGUCUGCUACCUGAUGCACUUCAAAAGAAAUACAUUUACGAAAUCAAUUAAACUGGAUUUUAUUGGGAAUGUUUACAGGACUUUACUGAUGAUUCUUGUUUGAAAUUUUGCUACUUUACUAUAGAAAUGCACAAUUCUUGUAAUAAAUGCUUUUAUGAAAAUGUCUUUUUUAACACCACAAAUGCUGUCAAUAUAAAUGCCUAAAGUUUUUCUGCAAUUAUCACCGCAUUAAAGUAUUUAUGGAUACUCA
Messenger RNA from Misgurnus anguillicaudatus (oriental weatherfish), 2836 nucleotides. It is a transcript of the gene bmf2, whose product is annotated as BCL2 modifying factor 2. Gene Ontology annotation, biological process: negative regulation of autophagy; positive regulation of apoptotic process; apoptotic process. Gene Ontology annotation, cellular component: myosin complex. The record is from RefSeq and is a predicted model, not a curated record. NCBI's taxonomy places the organism in Eukaryota, Metazoa, Chordata, Actinopteri, Cypriniformes, Cobitidae.